UUUGAGAAAAAGUGAGAAUCAGAGGCCAUUCUUCUUCAGGAUUAAACCACAUUUCUUUCUAAAGUAUAAAAAAAGAAAAAAAAUCUACACUUUUUAAUAUUCCUUUGGAAUUGGGUUUGGAGGCACCCCAAUUCCCACACCCAUUUGAAUUUGUGCCUCUCAAUCUCUCAAACCUAUCUAACAAAAACUUACUUCAUUUCCACUGUUUCUUCAAGAUGUUAGGCGAUUUCAUCAACCGAAUCCUUAUACUCCUUCUGGGGUAUGCAUACCCUGGAUUUGAAUGCUACAAAACUGUGGAGAAAAAUAGGAUAGACAUGGAGGAACUUCGCUUCUGGUGUAAAUAUUGGAUCAUUGUGGCACUUUUCACUGUAUUGGAAAAGUUUCCAGACAUAUUUUUUGGCUGGCUGCCAUUGUAUGGAGAGAUGAAGCUGGUGUUCUUCGUCUGGUUGUGGUAUCCCAAAACUAAAGGAACAGGAUACAUUUAUGAGACAUUUUUGAAGCCAUAUGUAUCAAAGCAUGAGAAUGACAUUGACAGAAAAAUAAUGGAGUGGAAGGCAAGAGGAUGGGAUUAUGUCAUAUUUUAUUGGCAAUUUGUUGCAAAAUAUGGCCAAACUGCAUUUCUUCAAGCUCUUAAUCAAAUGGCUUCUCAAUCUCAUAAAUUUUCAGCAAACCCUAAUUCAGAGGUAAAGUCUAGAGUUGAUUGAAUUAGGACCCUUCUUUCUUCUUACUACCUCAUUCUCUCUCAUUCUAUAAGAUAUAAAAUAUAUAAUAUAUAUACAUGUCAUUAGAAAUAAUGUUAGUUCUCAACUGAGUGAUUAUGUGUAUGUAUCCAUAAUCCCACACUAAUAUAUAUUUAUCUCAUAUAAACUCAGAUCAAAUAUUUUAUUAG
Messenger RNA from Vigna angularis (adzuki bean), 889 nucleotides. Its product is annotated as HVA22-like protein j. The record is from RefSeq and is a predicted model, not a curated record. Bases 216 to 704 code for a protein of 162 amino acids. The transcript is spliced from 6 exons. NCBI's taxonomy places the organism in Eukaryota, Viridiplantae, Streptophyta, Magnoliopsida, Fabales, Fabaceae.